UAAAUAAAAAUCAAUUAAUUUGGCUGAAUUUGAAGAUUUGACAGAGAUUAAAUAUUUUACAUUUGUCAAGAAUUCUUAAUGUCAAAUAUAGAGAUAAAAAGAGGCAUGUAGAUCAACCCAAUAUCCUACAGGAACACAGCUGUCUCAAGCCUUGAUGCCAUUCCAGAUAUCAGGCAGAUACAUGUCUGGAUCUGCUCAACAGUUACCAUUAAAAUUACUGCAGAAUUUAUAUUUACAUCAUUGAAAACUUACCUGAAGUUUGUCAGCUCAACUGUCCAAAAUGUCUCACGAACGUCCCAAGAAUCAAAGAAACCAGACUCUUACUGAAGCGCACCUUAAACCUAAUUGAUACUCUCAGCUUCAGACUUCCUUAUGAUCUGACGGGAAGAUUGACGACAGCACAGUCAAACCCUGGUAGGAGUCAACAUGGGCAUAAACCCGUUUAAUUGUCAAGUUAGGGUUAAAAAUUAACCAACAGAGCAAAGGUGGGCGAGAGAGAUUUUAUUGCCUUUUCAGAUAAACCACAAGUCUUUGUUGAUAUAGUAAACGACAACAGACGUGAUGAAAUUAGCAUUUAGAGUUGUGCUUGUGCCCACCUGAUGGAGUCUAAUAUUCUCUCUUCAAUAGCUCUAACAACUAAAAACAGAUGCCGACACUCUCUGUAGAGCUGAGAAAAUCAGUUACUGCUAGUGACGUCAUUCAUGUACACAGAAUAGGUAAUAAAAAUCAUACACAUCUCCCUCCUCAAAGUGACGAAUUAUUCUAUUUAUUACUGACAGGAACAAAAGCUAAAGACAGAUGACAAAGGACAAAUAAACACCUUAGCUAACAAAUAGUAACAAUUAAUGACAAACAAUAAAAGUAUGCAAAUUUUGUCUUCCUCUUGUUUUUGUACUGUGCCCUCUUCACAUAGACUCCUCUCCACCAUUUCCCUUAUGUCCCUUAUUUUUUUGGAUGCCAAAAGAUCCACCACUGCCUCCUCUAUUGCCUUGCAGCACUUCUAAUGGCCUUACCCCAUGUGAAACAUCCAGUCAGAUCCAAGGAGUUUCUAACACAUCUGUCACUUAUGUCAGUCACGCCUCAUUAACUGCAGCCGAGAAGUACAUGGGUAAUUUUCAGGCAACAAAAGCACAUGGUUAGGUUCAGGCAACAAAAACACAUGGUUAGGUUUAGACAACAAAAGCACAUGGUGAGGUUUAGGCAACAAAAGCACAUGGUUAGGUUUAGGCAACAACAGCACAUGGUUAGUUUCAGGCAACAAAAAGCACAUGGUGAGGUUUAGGCAACAACAGCACAUGGUUAGUUUCAGGCAACAAAAAGCACAUGGUGAGGUUUAGGCAACAACAGCACAUGGUGAGUUUCAGGCAACAAAAGCCCAUGGUGAGGUUUAGGCAACAAAAACACGUGGUUUGUUUCAGGCAACAAAAGCAUGUGGUUAGUUUCAGGCAACAAAAGCACAUGGUGAGGUUUAGGCAACAAAAGCACGUGGUUAGUUUCAGGCAACAAAAGCAUGUGGUCAGUUUCAGGCAACAAAAGCACAUGGUGAGGUUUAGGCAACAAAAGCACGUGGUUAGUUUCAGGCAACAAAAGCAUGUGGUCAGUUUCAGGCAACAAAAGCACAUGGUGAGGUUUAGGCAACAAAAGCACGUGGUUAGUUUCAGGCAACAAAAGCAUGUGGUCAGUUUCAGGCAACAAAAGCACAUGGUGAGGUUUAGGCAACAAAAGCACGUGGUUAGUUUCAGGCAACAAAAGCAUGUGGUCAGUUUCAGGCAACAAAAGCACAUGGUGAGGUUUAGGCAACAACAGCACAUGGUUAGUUUCAGGCAACAAAAGCCCAUGGUGAGGUUUAGGCAACAAAAACACGUGGUUUGUUUCAGGCAACAAAAGCAUGUGGUUAGUUUCAGGCAACAAAAGCACAUGGUGAGGUUUAGGCAACAAAAGCACGUGGUUAGUUUCAGGCAACAAAAGCAUGUGGUCAGUUUCAGGCAACAAAAGCACAUGGUGAGGUUUAGGCAACAAAAGCAUGUGGUUAGUUUCAGGCAACAAAAGCACAUGGUGAGGUUUAGGCAACAAAAGGACGUGGUUAGUUUUAGGCAAGAAAAGCACAUGGUUAGGUUUAGGCAAGAAAAGCACAUGGUUUGUUUUAGGCAAGAAAAGCACAUGGUUAGGUUUAGGCAACAAAAGCACGUGGUUGGGUUUCGGCAAGAAAAGAACCUGGGGUUAGGGUUAGGGUUAACUGACGCAGCCCAGUAGUGUAUCAUACAACUGGGCAAGGUGGCUUUUGGCAUCGUUGCCUGAUGACAAAUCACUGACACAGGCAAUAUUCGACUUCGGAAAGAGAAUGGGCUGUUCUGAAAACAUUUGAGGCAAGAAAUUGGAAAAUCAGAAAGAGUUAGAGACUCUUCGACUCUGAUUAGGGUUAGGAGGGGCAUGAUUUUGUUAACAGACUAUCUGUCUUGUGUACUUCUUUCAGAAUAUAGUGACUGUUUCAGCAAAUAUGACAAAAAGUUUUUUUCAUAGACGUUAUCAACUGUAGCCUUCAGGAGAUAUAUGAAAUGGAAAAAUAUGGACAUACAUGGUUUAAACUAGACAGCAAUGUAGCAAUGUGGUGGAUGUGAGAAACACUGAAAUAUCAACAACAGCUCAUUGUAUUGAUCAUGCUGGAUUUUCUGUGACAACGCAUCAUCUUUGUGUAAAAACACACACA
This is a messenger RNA of Epinephelus fuscoguttatus (brown-marbled grouper), 2707 nucleotides long. RefSeq names its product trichohyalin-like. Lineage: Eukaryota; Metazoa; Chordata; Actinopteri; Perciformes; Serranidae. The record is from RefSeq and is a predicted model, not a curated record. The transcript is spliced from 5 exons. The coding region runs from base 1324 to 2253 and encodes 309 amino acids.